GGUUUAGCAUGAGGCUUCGGAAACAGAAGCCAAUCAGAGAGGCUGUUGUUGAAGAGUCAAUCGAUUUGAAACGGUAACGCAAGCAUUUUCUAACAGACGACUAACUUCGGAUACGAAGAAGUGUAUUACCCUGUAGUGGUAUAUAAAACAGAUGUCCUCAGAGGAAGAGGAAAUAACCAGUCCUGUUCUGCCCAAAGACUCAGAUCCGGGAAGUUCUGUGUCUUCUGAGCUUCAGGAUGAGUAUGAGGAGCUCCUCCGCUAUGCUGUGGUCACACCUAAGCUUGAGACACUCACCAGUGCUCGCUUGCAUCAGAUGGGCACCUCACACCUGUCUGCAGAGGGACGGAGUUCCCAGAGAAAUGAUGACACUAAAUCGCAACGCCUAGCAGAUUCUGCCACUGAAGCCGAAGACGGGAGGCAUUCUAGCAGGAGUGUGAGAUCAUCACAAGGUUCCUCCUUGAUUGUUGAGCCCUCCACACAAUCAAGACUCUCUCAUGAUAUGAUGGGUCGGUUAUCUAGCAAGGUGUCAAUGCUCUCAAACGUUCCUUCAGACAGGCUACAGACAGCACCUGAGAGGUCUCGGCCAAACAGCCCUGACCUCUUUGAAUCUACUGUGACAGAGAUGUUUAUCUCAGAGGAGAACAUAAGUAGGAUGGAGAACAUUCUUGACACAUGGAGCAACAACCUGAAGUCCAAUGUGCUGAUGGAGCUACGGAAGUGGAAGCUGGCCUUCAUGGAGCAGCACAAGCUGGAGAUGAGGAAAGAGAGCGAGAGGUAUGCAGCCCAGACAGCUGGCCUGAAGUCAGAGCUAGACAGCCUGAAGGGACUGCUACACACCUAUGAAAUUUCCAACCAGAGAAAAGAUGAGGUAAUUGCAAACCUGAGCCAGGUGUUGGAGAGACAAAAAGAAAAGCUUGAAAAGAUGAGGGCCUUCACCCACUGGAGACUUCAGCACACGGAGGCCAAAGAAGAGGCUCAUGCUGCUCAGGUAGCACAGCAGCACUACAAUCUGCAGCUGAAGAAGAAGGUGUGGUUAGGUUGGCACUCUCUGGUUCAGAAACACUGGAAAGUCAAGGUGGAGCAGGCUUGCCGUGCGAGGGCUGAAGAGGUCUGCGCUUGCCUGUCUACAGAGUAUGAGGCUAAGCUGGCAGAGCACUGUGAGGCUAUAGAAAAGGCCCAUGCAGAGAUCCAGAGACUCCGAUUAGAGCGAGAGCGCUAUGAGGAAUCUAUGAAGAAAGCCUUCAUGAGGGGUGUAUGUGCACUCAACAUGGAGGCUCUCAGCAUGUUCCACACUACAGAGGAACGACCAGAACAACCUCCAGUUCAUGAUCAGCAGCAUGAUCCUCUGCCUCCUCAGGAUGAACCUGGCUCUGCUACACUGGCUCAACUUCAACCACAUUCAAUUUCUUCUGCACGGUUCAGCCCAGUCCACUUUGACCACCUGGACCCUCCCACACACAGUGAAGAGCAUAUGGUGGGCUCUGGUGCCCCCAUGUCCAGGUCAGAAGUUUUCACCCACCCUACAGUGGUGCACAGCUCACUUCCACUUGGGGGCACCGCAGGUUCUCACACACAGGUCAGUGGUCGUGUCAUAACAGCAAGUCAACAAAAACCCUCAAAGACUGUAACCGCUCGCAUUGCUGCACGACCUGAUGUUGGUAAAGCUGCACGUAGCAACCUCCAGGUGAUGGGUGUGGUUCCACCUAUGAGUUCUGUAAUAGUUGAACGCCAUCAUCCUGUUACACAGCUCACCAUCGGUCAGGCCACGGCUGCUAAAUAUUCUCGUUCCUCCCAACAGGGCCAGCGCUCCGCCGGAGGCAAAGGCUCAUCCAGAACACACAGCAGCACGUGCCAUGUACACUCCAUUAAAGUAGUUGACUGACCACACACACACACAUCUUACAUAAAGGGUUGCUUCCCUAAACUAGAUUUAAAAUAUAACACAUCCUAUGAAACAUUCGUAAGAAGACUUAUCUUAACAAUUUCCAGCCCAUUUUAGAUUGAUAUCUUGCUGUCUAUGUUUUAAGCACUUCCUGAGCAAAAGGAUUUUUUUUUUCUUUUCAGGAAAGUACUGCAGGUGUUUAGAAAUGCAUCUGUGAAUGUUUGUAAUUGUUGUUAUCACCUACUUGACAGUUUAGAAUUGCAAAAUGGAUAUUUAUUUCUGUGAAAAAUUAUUUUAAAUUUUGCACAGGUGAGACUGUACUGUUUAAAAUCACAUAUUUUAAAUCUUUCAUUAAUGAUUACUGCUGAAAACCAAGG
This is a messenger RNA of Monopterus albus (swamp eel), 2259 nucleotides long. It is a transcript of the gene poc5, whose product is annotated as POC5 centriolar protein homolog (Chlamydomonas). The record is from RefSeq and is a predicted model, not a curated record. Lineage: Eukaryota; Metazoa; Chordata; Actinopteri; Synbranchiformes; Synbranchidae. Gene Ontology annotation, cellular component: photoreceptor connecting cilium. The transcript has 13 exons. Gene Ontology annotation, biological process: eye photoreceptor cell development. The coding region runs from base 152 to 1882 and encodes 576 amino acids.